This is a messenger RNA of Knipowitschia caucasica, 987 nucleotides long. Lineage: Eukaryota; Metazoa; Chordata; Actinopteri; Gobiiformes; Gobiidae. The record is from the annotation of a GenBank genome assembly.
AUGAGGAUGGAGACACUGACCUGUGCUGUGCUACUGCUGCUAUACCAAGAGUCCUGUGGUGCUGUGGAGGUCAGACCCUCCGCUAACCCAGCCGUGGUGGGGUCAAGUGUCACCCUGUCCCUCUCCCCUUCCUCUUCCCUGAACAGUGGCAGCUGGGCAGUGGGGGAGUACCUCAUCCUUACCUGGAGCAGACUCGGGGACCAGGACCAGGUGGCCGUCUACCCAGACCACUUGGGCCGAGCGUCCAUCGAUGCAGGCCGAGCGCUGACGUUAACUUCUCUCAGUGUGAACGACUCUGGGCUGUACACCAUGAAGAGCACUGACCCUAAGCUCUCUGCAUCGCUCAGCCUCACUGUGCUUGAGCCCAUUGUAAACGUGACCACAAAUGCCAGCGUCUCUCCUCUGGUGGAACACAGGAGCACGGCUGUUGCAUUGUGCUCGGUGUCUUCGGGGUCAUCGGUUUCUUUCGCCUGGUUCAACAGCAGCUCUGAGGUCGUGGUCAGUGACAGAGUCCGGCUCACUGAAGGAAACGCCACACUCUCCAUCGUCACCAUCAGCCGCUAUGACCAGGGACCCUUCACCUGCCUGGCCUCCAACCCGGUCAGCAACGCAACUAGUGAUCCAGUCGACUUCACCAUAUACUAUGGGCCUGAUAAUAUGAAUGUGACUCUUGGAUCUCAUACAACUGGAUCCAAUGUCACUGCUGUGUGUACGGCUCAGUCCAACCCUGCAGCUCGAAUGCACUGGACUUUUGGAGGAGAGCUUUUGAACAGCUCCGGCUCAGAGUUAGAGUUGUACCACGUCACCAAAGAGCAAAGUGGGCUUUAUUCCUGUGUCGCUUUCAACAAUGAGACAAAGUUGAGUCACAAUGUCACAGGAUUCCUCCAAAUCAAAGAUGCCAAUUCUGGAUCAGAUCGUCCCAAAGCUGUGUGGAUUCUCCGUCUGCUGUGUCUGGCUGAGCUGAUGUUCACAUUUUGGGAUAUAUAA